Molecule: messenger RNA, 2170 nt
Organism: Oryza sativa Japonica Group (Japanese rice)
Lineage: Eukaryota; Viridiplantae; Streptophyta; Magnoliopsida; Poales; Poaceae
Product: alpha-1,3-arabinosyltransferase XAT3-like
Molecular function (GO): glycosyltransferase activity
Source: RefSeq, a predicted model, not a curated record
UACCGCUUGGCUUGCGUCCCUUUUGACGCGCUCUCAUCUCUGUCCUCCCUUCUCUUCCUAUACAAGUCCUCCCUUUAUUCUUCUUCUUCCUCCCCUUUCUUGUAGUAGUACCCUUGUUUGUGUGUUGAGCCGUGGCUGUCACCGGGUCAACACACUACCAUUUCAACCUCUUUGCCCUGUUCAACACCAGCUCAUGCUUCCAUUGCUAGUGGUAUAAGACUCGGAUUUUCCCUCAUGAACCAUCCAAAUAUUCAGUCUUGAAGAAGGAGGAGAGGGGAGGGGGAAGGCGAUGAAGUCUAACAGGAACCUGACCAGGGGAGACGGUAGGAGGCUGGGGAAUGCGGCACUGAUAGCGUUUAUGCUGGGAUCCCUACUUGUGCUCUCCCUCGUCAGGGCAAGGUUCUCCCCCAUCGGGAAGCCAGGGGAAGCCAUCAAAACAGAGGAGCAGGAGGCGAUGAGGAAGGGGAGUGUGAAGAUGGAGACCCUCGAGGCCGCCGAUGAGGCUGCAGCAUCAGCUGCAGCAGCAGAAGAGGAAGAAGAAACGCAGCCCAAGGCUGGAGACACCACAGCUGGUGGCGGUGGCGGUGGCGCAAGCAGCGCAGCUGUUGCAGCAGCGUCCACCACGGCCACGGACCACCUGACUAAGCCGGUGUGUUACGAGUCAAGCCGGCGGUCGGACACGUGCGAGGCCACCGGCGACGUCCGCGUGCACGGCCGCAGCCAGACCAUCCACAUCAGCCCACUGGAGCAGGAGUGGAAGGUGAAGCCGUACUGCCGGAAGCACGAUGCCUUCGCGCUGUCGCACGUCAAGGAGUGGGCGCUUCGGCCCCUCUCCACCGCCGACACAUACCCGGCGGUGCCGCAUUGCACGGUUAACAGUUCGGCCACCGCGUUCGUGCUCUCCACCGGCGGGUUCACGGGCAACCCGUUCCACGACUACACGGACGUGCUCAUCCCGGCGUUCAUCACCGCACACCGCUUCGCUGGCGAGGUUCAGUUCCUGGUGAGCAGCUUCAAGUCGUGGUGGACGAACAGGUACAUGCAAAUCUUCCAGCGGCUCAGCAAGUACGAAUUGGUUGACAUCGACAAUGAUGACGAGGUCCGAUGUUACCGGAGCGUGGUGGUCGGGCCGACGUUCCACAAGGAGCUCGGUGUGGACGCGUCCAGGACGCCGUCGGGGUACUCCAUGGUGGACUUCCGCACGAUGUUGCGUGGAGCGCUCGGGCUGGAGCGCGCUGUGGCUGAGCCCAGCGGCGACCGGUGGGACAUCCGGCGCCGCCCACGACUGCUGAUCAUCUCGCGGCGCAACUCCCGUGCGUUCCUGAACGAGCGUGCCAUGGCGGACAUGGCCAUGAGCCUGGGCUUCUACGUGCGUUUGGGCGAGCCGGACAUCAGCACGGACGUGUCCAAGUUCGCCCGGCUGGUGAACUCGGCGGACGUGAUGGUGGGCGUGCACGGCGCAGGGCUGACCAACAUGGUGUUCCUCCCUGCCGGCGCCGUGCUCAUCCAGGUGGUGCCGUAUGGUGGCCUGGAAUGGCUCGCCCGCGGCACGUUCAAGGAGCCGGCGGCCGACAUGCAGAUCCACUACCUCGAAUAUAUGAUCCAGCUCGACGAGACGACGCUGAGCGAGCAAUACCCCAAGGACGACCCGGUGCUCAAGGACCCCUACUCCAUCCACAAGCAGGGCUGGAACGCUCUCAAGAUGGUCUACCUAGACAAGCAGAAUGUGCGGCCACAUUUGGGCAGGCUCAAGAACACUUUCAUGGAGGCCCUCAAGCUGCUGCCCCAUGGGCACACCAACUGAGUAACAUACUUAUUGAUCAUGGAGCCCAGGUAAUUACCAGGAACACCAUAUCAUGUACUUAAUUUGCGUGAUCGGUCGACUAGAUAGUGGUUGAAGAUGCUAGGUUCUCUUCCUUUGGAUGUAACAAGUCUGAGUUUCAAGGGUGGAGUUUCUCAUUGAUCUGUAAAUGCGAGUUAGGAGGCGCAUUCCCUCCUCUCUGUUUUUCUGCUCUCUUGUAGUAGUAUUUUGGGAGUAGUACUACAAAAUGUAGUUUGGAGGAUGUGGAAUCUAAUAAGAAUGGAGGGAUUGCAUGGGAUCAGAUAGAAGGGUGUUGGUGAUUGAACAAGAGAAGAGAAGAGUACCAAAAUAUAAUGCUAUCUGUUGUUA